AUGAAGAGAGAAAAUCUCACAGUGGUGAAUGAGUUUGUUUUCCAGGGUUUCUCCAGCUUUCGUGAACAUAAACUUAUCCUCUUUGUGUUUUUUCUUAUCUUGUACCUUUUAACCCUGGCUAGCAAUGCCAUCAUUGUGAUAAUCAUCAGCAUUGAUCGUUACCUUCACACGCCCAUGUACUUCUUUCUCAGUAUGCUUUCCACUUCAGAGACUCUGUACACAUUGGUCAUUGUGCCACAGAUGCUCUCUAGUCUUGUAGGUCUAAGCCAGUCAAUCUCUUUGGCAGGCUGUGCUACUCAGAUGUUCUUUUUUAUCACUCUGGCCAUCAACAACUGCUUUCUGCUCACAGCAAUGGGGUAUGACCGCUAUGUAGCCAUUUGUAACCCCUUGAGGUACUUAGUCAUCAUGAACAAAAAAAUAUGUGCCCAGUUGGUCUGGGGGGCCUGCAGCAUUGGGAUGUUUGUGGCCAUAAUCCAGAUUUCAUCUGUGUUCAGGCAGCCUUUUUGUGAUAGAGAGGUGGCCCAUUAUUUCUGUGACAUCCGCCCAGUUAUGAAACUCUCCUGUGCUGAUACCACUGUACAUGACAUAAUUAAUUUUAUCAUCAGCUCAAUGGUUAUUGUGGUGCCCAUGGGGUUGGUCUUCAUCUCCUACAUCCUCAUCAUUUCUACCAUCCUCAAGAUUGCCUCUGCUGAGGGCCGGAAGAAAGCUUUUGCAACUUGUGGCUCCCAUCUCACUGUGGUUAUUGUCCACUACGGCUGUGCCUCCAUCGCCUACCUCAAGCCCAAGUCUGAGAACACCAGAGAUGAAGACCAGUUGAUUUCAGUGACUUAUACCAUUUUUACUCCACUCCUUAACCCUGUGGUGUACACUCUGAGGAACAAGGACGUCAAGGAUGCCCUUUACCGUGCUAUUGGGAAAAAACGUCUUGCCUAG
This is a messenger RNA of Heterocephalus glaber (naked mole-rat), 933 nucleotides long. RefSeq names its product olfactory receptor 10J1. The record is from RefSeq and is a predicted model, not a curated record. Gene Ontology annotation, molecular function: G protein-coupled receptor activity; olfactory receptor activity. NCBI's taxonomy places the organism in Eukaryota, Metazoa, Chordata, Mammalia, Rodentia, Bathyergidae. Gene Ontology annotation, cellular component: membrane. Gene Ontology annotation, biological process: G protein-coupled receptor signaling pathway.